UUUCUUUUUCUUUAUAUAGAAGAAUCCAAACUCAAAGUGAAGUGCUGAGCCGGACCUACUUCACCAUGAGUUCUGAAAAUGAAGCGUCUAUCCCAAACAACGUCCUGAAUGGCGUGACACCAAGUUGCAACAUACAGAGCAAGGAUAUGUCCCCAUUAAGUGUGCGCUCAGUUUCUGCUGUCACAAUAAUUCCUCUGAAGACAAUGCCAGACUAUCCAGACCUUGUGCCAGCUACAGAUGUGGACUCGGCUAAAGUUUGUACAGGGAAAGGUGCAGUGACUCUCCGGAGCUCCCCGGGACCCGGAGAGAUACAAAAGAGCAGAUCAACGCUGGAUAUUGAACUGUCACUGAGUGGCCUUCCAGCUGACAGAGAAGCAGAUGACAGACCUCCCUCUGUAGCUGAAUCUAAUGGGGAUUCCUCGCACCCAGCGGUCGCUGUCAAAGGAUUCCGGAGUGUGCGCCCUAACCUACCGUCUGAGACCAAACUCCAGAAGACUCUCCCUCCCCCGAUCCCCCCUCCCCCCAAAGAAGAGAGCUUUGCAUGGCGCCCACAUACUAACACUAAACUCUCUUACCUGAAACCUGUGCCCAUUCUGGACUGUAUUUACCUGAGUGCCCCUAAGCCUUACUCACGGUAUGCCACCUGCCAGGAGCCCUCCACUGGUCACACUGAUGUCCCUGUUCCCCCCAGUAGCAUAUCACUAAAGCCCUGUGUGUCUGGUAGCUCAGAUGCUGGAACAAAUUUCAGUCACGAGACUCCUGUGGAUAAAAAGGUCAGCAAUCUAUAUGUAGCUUGUUUAUCUAACAGCACUGCGGCGGCUGCUUGUGAACAUUCCACCAGUUCUGCACAUGAUAAAACACAGGGGGCUCAGUUAGUCACUGAUGUCACUAAAUCACCAGCCACAGACAUUGUCACUGGAAAUUCCCCACCUCCAGUCCCUCCCCGGCCAUUCUUUCACCCUGACCCAAGUAAAGACUCAAUUAGGUCCGGUGACACAGAUACUCUCUGGAGUCAGUAUCCUCUCCAUCAAGAUACGAGGUGCACAGCAGAGCCAGAUACAGCACAACCCGAGGGCCAAGCCAGCAUGACGGCAAAGGAGAAUUACUUUACACCCAACCAAAACCAUCGGUUCAGGGCUCAGGGACCCAGAGGCAUGGAUGGCAGCACAUCUCAGCCUGAGGUUAUUGUAGUACCUCUCAUCCAGGUUAAGACUGAACGAGAGCAAGGGAUCACAUCCAGCACACCACCUCCACCUCUCGUGCCCGUGGGCAAACUGUCCCCAGAACCUGAUACUGCCCCCCUGGCUUUUCCUACACUUGAUGAUUUUAUACCCCCUCAUCUGCAAAAGGGAUCAGUCCCUACCCAGAGCUGUCACAAUUCCAGUGAGCCAGCAAGCCCACCACCACCCCAGCUGCUUCCUCCAGUAACGGAGAGUUCACAAGGCACCUCAGCACCUGAGAACGGUGGAGUCAUAUUGCACACAGAUCCAGGUGCAAAGGAGACGAUUUCAUCCAACCUAAGUAAUGACAAACUCUCCUCGUUGGCACCAGCGGGCAAAUAUUCAGUGUAUCCCUCAACCACAACAGUUAAUCCCACAAUUGUUCUGUUGCAGCACAACAGAGAACUGCAAAAACGGCUUAGUAACUUGUCAGAUCCAGUAUUAGACAGACCUGUUGAAGACAAAUCACUAUCAGUAACUUUAAGGGAGCAGAGAUGUCCAGAUAAGGUCCAGCCAGAUAAAGCACCAAUGGAUUAUAUAAGGCGAGAUGGGAGGGUCCCAAAUUAUACAGGCGAUGCAGUGCUGGAAGAAAUAGGAAUUCCACUCAGGAACACAGAGAGAUCAAAGGAUUGGUACAAAACUAUGUUCAAGCAGAUCCACAAACUGCAGAGAGAGUCUCCUGAUGACAACCCGUACACUCCUACAUAUAAAUUCCCAGAGCACACCGAGCCCCAGGCUAAAACUGAAGAACGCAACCCUUACAUUCCCACCUACAUGUUUCCUGACUGUACUCCCAGCCCUAGCUCAGAAGACGAAGAUUCAGACUCAUACCCGUAUUAUGCACGACAUUCCUACUCCGAGGACGCUAAACCACAGGCCCACGUGCCUCGUUCUAAAAGUGAGACCAAUAAUCUAGACACCGAGUCUAAUGUCCGCAGAUCAGUCACAUUACCGCUGCCGACACGCUCCUCCUCGCUCAAGCCCAGCCAUGAAAGGAAUGACUGGGAUCCUCCGGACAAGAAGGUGGAAACGAGGAAGUACAGAGCUGAACCAAGAAGCAUACAUGAAUACCAGCCAGGGAAGUCGUCCGCCCUCGCUAGUGAGAAGAUGACUCGGAAUAAAAGUCCAGAAGAGAUAGAUAUAAAGAAUGAACCUUGGUAUAAAUUCUUUUCGGAGUUGGAAUUUGGGAAACCGCCUCCAAAAAAGAUAUGGGAUUAUACUCCAGGGGAUUGCUCUAUCCUUAAAGUAGAGGACAGGAAGCAGACGGACCUAGAGAAAGAGCUGUGUCACUACGAGUAUGAGUUAGCAGCAGAUAUAGAGCGGAUGGACAAGGCUUAUAAAGUGCCCGACAAAAGGAGUGCAGCUAUGAGCCAGAACAACGACUUUCCUUCCUACUCAUACACCCACAACAGCCAGGAGGGAGGCAUGGAGGUGUCAGAUACUGAGAAUGAGAGACAGAUCUAUAAAAAUGUACUUGAGGGGGGAGACAUCCCCAUACAGGGCCUGAGCAGUAUUAACCGACGCCCGUCCAGCUCUGCUUCCAACAAAGAAACUUUUAGAGGAUCAGAGAAGACUUAAGCGUGAGCAAGAAGAGGCUGAUAUUGCAGCUAGACGGCACACUGGUAUUGUCCCAUCACAUCACCAAUUUAUCACUAACGAGCGGUUUGGGGACCUCCUUAAUGUAGACGAUUCAACGAAGAGGAGAUCUCGGUCUGAGAUGAGACAAGCUAAAGCCAGAUUUGACUUUAAAGCACAGAGUUUGAAGGAGCUGCCUUUACAAAAAGGAGACCUGGUCUAUAUUUACAAACAAAUAGAUCAGAACUGGUACGAAGGCGAGCACCAUGGGAGGGUGGGAAUCUUUCCCAUCUCAUAUAUUGAGAUGCUUCCACAACCUGAGAAAAUCCAGCCAAGGACAGUGUCACCAGUGCAUGUUCUGGAGUAUGGAGAUGCAGUUGCCAAGUUCAACUUCAAUGGAGAUACAGCUGUGGAAAUGUCAUUUAGAAAGGGAGAACAAAUUACAUUAAUCAGGAGAGUUGAUGAAAACUGGUAUGAAGGGAAAAUCUUGGGUACCCACCGCCAGGGGAUAUUUCCCGUAACCUACAUAGAUGUCAUCAAGAGGCCUCACCUAAAACAUUCUGCAGACUAUAUUGAUUUGCAGGCUUCACAUUCUCCUAUCAGAAGUAUGAGCUCUUCCCCACAGUCUCCUGGUUAUUGCAGAGCACAUGCUACCACUCCACCCCUUGCUAUACGCAGAGCGUUCUCUCCAGAGGUGCAGGCUAUCACAUCUGAAUGGAUUUCUCUCACCAUGGGGGUUUCUCAUAGUAGCACCCCCACUGCAACCCCCCCAAUUCCCCCAUUGCCUGAGGCCAGGCUAUAUACCAUAGAGUAUAUAACACCCUCUGCAGCUGCCAGCCCUACAUUAUCUGUAACACCUUCAGUCAGUCUCCAUUACUGUAAUCUAUCCGGCAGUUCAACCCCAAACUCUGCCAUUUCCCCUUUACCAACAUAUCCAUCCAGGCCACAAUCUUCCACUCGAGUAAGUUAUGUUAUUUCUCCACAUAGCGAGGAGAGGAAUGGUGGGUCGGCUUCCAGUUAUGGGAGCUCCCCUGUGCAGCUUCUGGCCCAACAUGACCACAUAAUAUCAGAGCUCAAUGAUGUUUUACGGAGAAAUUACAAGGCCAAGUGUGAUGCACACUCUGUAAAAAAUGGUGAGCAUGAUGACUGGAGCGCAGCUGGUCAUACAGUUAAAAAGUCCCAGACACCAACCCUUGUAGAUCUAGACACAAAGCCAACAUCUGGUUUAUUGGAGGGAAUCCAGUUAUGUAAAGAUCUCAGCAGUGCCUCCAAGACCAGAGACACAUUUCCGCUCUCUGCAUCUAUCUAUCCCUCUGCCCUGUCCUCUUGUGCUGUUACAAAACAACCACCUACAAGAAUUAGAGACAGGGUCCUAGUGCCGCAGCCCUGCAGAUCAGAAGGUGAACAAACAGGACUGGCGUCUAAAAGUCCCGUAAUGAUCUCAGACUCCCCGGUUAAUACCUUGAACUCAAAUUCUAUUGUGCACCCUCAACCUACACUGGGCACAGGACCAGAGCUCACAGAGUGUGAGAGGAGCUACGUGCAACCUCAAGCGCAACAGAGAAAGCAAAGCUUAGAGAGGAGUCAGACGCCACACGAUACCUAUCAGGCUCUGUUCAGCUAUCAGCCACAGAAUGACGAUGAGCUGGAACUUACAGAAGGGGACAUUAUAGACGUUAUGGAGAAGUGCGAUGAUGGCUGGUUUGUUGGUACAUCAAGGAGAACAAAAUUAUUUGGUACUUUUCCGGGCAAUUAUGUCAAACUGAUCUACUAGUAGCAGAAGGCGCCCUGGUAACAGGCAAAGUGACCAUGAUAAACCCAUAUUGGAAAAGUGUUUUGGUUUUGCGCUAAAUAUGACGAUGAGCUCAGCGCUCUGCAGUACGUCUCCAUGUUUCAGUAUUCAGUGUAAGAAGCUAUCCUGGGCGCAGUGAAGAAUAAUACAUGUAAAUCCUAUUCCUAAUAACCAGUUUCCUUUUCAUUCUAAUUCUACAACUGUUUUAUGAAUUAGUUUAUCAGAUAGCUAAAGUAUUUGAUUCAUAAAUAGAUUGAGAAUUGAGGAUGAAAAUGAUCAUUGGUUAUUUUCCUGUUACAUUUGCAUUUUCGUAUUUAAUUGACAAUGUAUAAUGGCAAUGGCCUAGUGAUUUGUUAAACAGGAGCAGGGAGGUGACAAUUGGGUGCUGUGGACUCACAAAAGGAUUGUUCCUCACUCAUAUAUAGAAAACAUGAAAAUGUGUAUCUUUAUAGAAUGUACAAUAAAGGGCAUUGGGUUCGAUGUAAAAUACUAAAAAACAUCAUACACUUUCACAUCAGAUACACAGCAGAAUUGCUCAUGUAAUCGCCAACCCUCAUGUGUUUAUUCUCCUGAAUCUUAUUUACUAAGUGUGGGGAGUUAUUGGGGCUGUUGGGAAAGUCUUGUACUCCAUAAGCACCAAAAGUGCUACUGUGUGAGAAGGAGUUGUUGUGAUGGCAAUAAAGGUUACCUUCUCCUCUGCCUCAUUACCCCGAAAGGCUGGAGAGAAGGAAGAUGGCAGGUUCAGGGACUGAGGAAGGAGGAGACAUGAGUAGGGGAGUGAGAUGUUAGGGAGGUAGGGGGUGGGUGAGGUUGUGGGUGGGCAUGAGGAGAGAUGGGGGUUAGGAAGGAAAUUGGGGGUGUCAGUUUAGACAACCAAAGUAGAGCAAAAUACAGCUGUAGAUAGAGGCAAAGAAAUUUUGUGGUUCAUAGGUAGGAAGUGAACAUCACACCUCCUGUAGUAUGUGAAUUGUUACUGAUCUGGUGACCAAAGAGAAAAGUGAACAUCACACCUCCUGUAGUAUAUAGACUAUUACUGAUCUGGUGACCAAAGAGAAAAGUAAACAUCACACCUCCUGUAGUAUAUAAACUGUUACUGAUCUGGUGACCACAGAGAGAAGUAAACAUCACACCUCCUGUAGUAUAUAAACUGUUACUGAUCUGGUGACCACAGAGAGAAGUAAACAUCACACCUCCCGUAGUAUAUAGACUAUUACUGAUCUGGUGACCACAGAGAGAAGUAAACAUCACACCUCCUGUAGUAUAUAGACUAUUACUGGUCUGGUGACCACAGAGAGAAGUAAACAUCACACCUCCUGUAGUAUAUAGACUAUUACUGGUCUGGUGACCACAGAGAGGAGAAGUAAACAUCACACCUCCUGUAGUAUAUAGACUAUUACUGUUCUGGUGACCACAGAGAGGAGAAGUAAACAUCACACCUCCUGUAGUAUAUAGACUAUUACUGAUCUGGUGACCACAGAGAGAAGUAAACAUCACACCUCCUGUAGUAUAUAGACUAUUACUGAUCUGGUGACCACAGAGAGAAGUAAACAUCACACCUCCUGUAGUAUAUAGACUAUUACUGAUCUGGUGACCACAGAGAGAAGUAAACAUCACACCUCCUGUAGUAUAUAGACUAUUACUGGUCUGGUGACCACAGAGAGGAGAAGUAAACAUCACACCUCCUGUAGUAUAUAGACUAUUACUAAUCUGGUGACCACAGAGAGAAGUAAACAUCACACCUCCUGUAGUAUAUAGACUAUUACUAAUCUGGUGACCACAGAGAGAAGUAAACAUCACACCUCCUGUAGUAUAUAGACUAUUACUGAUCUAGUGACCACAGAGAGGAGAAGUAAACAUCACACCUCCUGUAGUAUAUAGACUAUUACUGGUCUGGUGACCACAGAGAGGAGAAGUAAACAUCACACCUCCUGUAGUAUAUAGACUGUUACUGAUCUGGUGACCACAGAGAGGAGAAGUAAACAUCACACCUCCUGUAGUAUAUAGACUGUUACUGAUCUGGUGACCACAGAGAGAAGUAAACAUCACACCUCCUGUAGUAUAUAGACUAUUACUGAUCUGGUGACCACAGAGAGAAGUAAACAUGACACCUCCUGUAGUAUAUAGACUAUUACUGAUCUGGUGACCACAGAGAGAAGUAAACAUCAAACCUCCUGUAGUAUAUAGACUAUUACUGAUCUGGUGACCACAGAGAGGAGAAGUAAACAUCACACCUCCUGUAGUAUAUAGACUAUUACUGAUCUGGUGACCACAGAGAGAAGUAAACAUCAAACCUCCUGUAGUAUAUAGACUAUUACUGAUCUGGUGACCACAGAGAGAAGUAAACAUCACACCUCCUGUAGUAUAUAGACUGUUACUGAUCUGGUGACCACAGAGAGAAGUAAACAUCACACCUCCUGUAGUAUAUAGACUAUUACUGAUCUGGUGACCACAGAGAGAAGUAAACAUCACACCUCCUGUAGUAUAUAGACUAUUACUGAUCUGGUGACCACAGAGAGAAGUAAACAUCACACCUCCUGUAGUAUAUAGACUAUUACUGGUCUGGUGACCACAGAGAGGAGAAGUAAACAUCACACCUCCUGUAGUAUAUAGACUAUUACUGAUCUGGUGACCACAGAGAGAAGAAGUAAACAUCACACCUCCUGUAGUAUAUAGACUAUUACUGGUCUGGUGACCACAGAGAGGAGAAGUAAACAUCACACCUCCUGUAGUAUAUAGACUAUUACUGGUCUGGUGACCACAGAGAGAAGAAGUAAACAUCACACCUCCUGUAGUAUAUAGACUAUUACUGAUCUGGUGACCACAGAGAGAAGUAAACAUCACACCUCCUGUAGUAUAUAGACUAUUACUGAUCUGGUGACCACAGAGAGGAGAAGUAAACAUCACACCUCCUGUAGUAUAUAGACUAUUACUGAUCUGGUGACCACAGAGAGGAGAAGUAAACAUCACACCUCCUGUAGUAUAUAGACUAUUACUGAUCUGGUGACCACAGAGAGGAGAAGUAAACAUCACACCUCCUGUAGUAUAUAGACUGUUACUGAUCUGGUGACCACAGAGAGAAGUAAACAUCACACCUCCUGUAGUAUAUAGACUAUUACUGAUCUGGUGACCACAGAGAGAAGUAAACAUCACACCUCCUGUAGUAUAUAGACUAUUACUGAUCUGGUGACCACAGAGAGGAGAAGUAAACAUCACACCUCCCUGUAGUAUAUAGACUAUUACUGAUCUGGUGACCACAGAGAGAAGUAAACAUCACACCUCCUGUAGUAUAUAGACUAUUACUGGUCUGGUGACCACAGAGAGAAGUAAACAUCACACCUCCUGUAGUAUAUAGACUAUUACUGAUCUGGUGACCACAGAGAGAAGUAAACAUCACACCUCCUGUAGUAUAUAGACAAUUACUGGUCUGGUGACCACAGAGAGAAGUAAACAUCACACCUCCUGUAGUAUAUAGACUAUUACUGGUCUGGUGACCACAGAGAGAAGUAAACAUCACACCUCCUGUAGUAUAUAGACUGUUACUGGUCUGGUGACCACAGAGAGAAGUAAACAUCACACCUCCUGUAGUAUAUAGACUAUUACUGGUCUGGUGACCACAGAGAGAAGUAAACAUCACACCUCCUGUAGUAUAUAUACUGUUACUGAUCUGGUGACCACAGAGAGAAAAGUAAACAUCACACCUCCUGUAGUAUAUAGACUGUUACUGAUCUGGUGACCACAGAGAGGAGAAGUAAACAUCACACCUCCUGUAGUAUAUAUACUGUUACUGAUCUGGUGACCACAGAGAGGAAAAGUAAACAUCACACCUCCUGUAGUAUAUAUACUGUUACUGAUCUGGUGACCACAGAGAGGAAAAGUAAACAUCACACCUCCUGUAGUAUAUAGACUAUUACUGAUCUGGUGACCACAGAGAGAAGUAAACAUCACACCUCCUGUAGUAUAUAGACUAUUACUGAUCUGGUGACCACAGAGAGGAGAAGUAAACAUCACACCUCCUGUAGUAUAUAGACUAUUACUGAUCUGGUGACCACAGAGAGGAGUAAACAUCAAACCCCCUGUAGUAUAUAGACUAUUACUGAUCUGGUGACCACAGAGAGGAAGUAAACAUCACACCUCCUGUAGUAUAUAGACUAUUACUGAUCUGGUGACCACAGAGAGAAGUAAACAUCACACCUCCUGUAGUAUAUAGACUAUUACUGAUCUGGUGACCACAGAGAGAAGUAAACAUCACACCUCCUGUAGUAUAUAGACUAUUACUGAUCUGGUGACCACAGAGAGGAGUAAACAUCACACCUCCUGUAGUAUAUAGACUAUUACUGAUCUGGUGACCACAGAGAGAAGUAAACAUCACACCUCCUGUAGUAUAUAGACUAUUACUGAUCUGGUGACCAUAGAGAGAAGUAAACAUCACACCUCCUGUAGUAUAUAGACUAUUACUGAUCUGGUGACCACAGAGAGAAGUAAACAUGACACCUCCUGUAGUAUAUAGACUAUUACUGAUCUGGUGACCACAGAGAGAAGUAAACAUCACACCUCCUGUAGUAUAUAGACAAUUACUGGUCUGGUGACCACAGAGAGAAGUAAACAUGACACCUCCUGUAGUAUAUAGACUAUUACUGAUCUGGUGACCACAGAGAGAAGUAAACAUCACACCUCCUGUAGUAUAUAGACUAUUACUGAUCUGGUGACCACAGAGAGGAGUAAACAUCACACCUCCUGUAGUAUAUAGACUGUUACUGAUCUGGUGACCACAGAGAGAAGUAAACAUCACACCUCCUGUAGUAUAUAGACUAUUACUGAUCUGGUGACCACAGAGAGAAGUAAACAUGACACCUCCUGUAGUAUAUAGACUAUUACUGAUCUGGUGACCACAGAGAGAAGUAAACAUCACACCUCCUGUAGUAUAUAGACAAUUACUGGUCUGGUGACCACAGAGGAGAAGUAAACAUGACACCUCCUGUAGUAUAUAGACUAUUACUGAUCUGGUGACCACAGAGAGAAGUAAACAUCACACCUCCUGUAGUAUAUAGACUAUUACUGAUCUGGUGACCACAGAGAGGAGUAAACAUCACACCUCCUGUAGUAUAUAGACUGUUACUGAUCUGGUGACCACAGAGAGAAGUAAACAUCACACCUCCUGUAGUAUAUAGACUAUUACUGAUCUGGUGACCACAGAGAGGAGAAGUAAACAUCACACCUCCUGUAGUAUAUAGACUGUUACUGAUCUGGUGACCACAGAGAGGAGAAGUAAACAUCACACCUCCUGUAGUAUAUAGACUGUUACUGAUCUGGUGACCACAGAGAGGAGAAGUAAACAUCACACCUCCUGUAGUAUAUAGACUAUUACUGAUCUGGUGACCACAGAGAGGAGAAGUAAACAUCACACCUCCUGUAGUAUAUAGACUAUUACUGAUCUGGUGACCACAGAGAGAAGUAAACAUCACACCUCCUGUAGUAUAUAGACUAUUACUGAUCUGGUGACCACAGAGAGGAGAAGUAAACAUCACACCUCCUGUAGUAUAUAGACUAUUACUGAUCUGGUGACCACAGAGAGGAGAAGUAAACAUCACACCUCCUGUAGUAUAUAGACUAUUACUGAUCUGGUGACCACAGAGAGGAGAAGUAAACAUCACACCUCCUGUAGUAUAUAGACUGUUACUGAUCUGGUGACCACAGAGAGGAGUAAACAUCACACCUCCUGUAGUAUAUAGACUAUUACUGAUCUGGUGACCACAGAGAGAAGUAAACAUCACACCUCCUGUAGUAUAUAGACUAUUACUGAUCUGGUGACCACAGAGAGGAGUAAACAUCACACCUCCUGUAGUAUAUAGACUAUUACUGAUCUGGUGACCACAGAGAGGAGAAGUAAACAUCACACCUCCUGUAGUAUAUAUACUGUUACUGAUCUGGUGACCACAGAGAGGAAAAGUAAACAUCACACCUCCUGUAGUAUAUAGACUAUUACUGAUCUAGUGACCACAGAGAGAAGUAAACAUCACACCUCCUGUAGUAUAUAGACUAUUACUGAUCUGGUGACCACAGAGAGAAGUAAACAUCACACCUCCUGUAGUAUAUAGACUAUUACUGAUCUGGUGACCACAGAGAGAAGUAAACAUCACACCUCCUGUAGUAUAUAGACUAUUACUGGUCUGGUGACCACAGAGAGAAGUAAACAUCACACCUCCUGUAGUAUAUAGACUAUUACUGAUCUGGUGACCACAGAGAGAGGUAAACAUGACACCUCCUGUAGUAUAUAGACUAUUACUGAUCUGGUGACCACAGAGAGGAGAAGUAAACAUCACACCUCCUGUAGUAUAUAGACUAUUACUGAUCUAGUGACCACAGAGAGAAGUAAACAUCACACCUCCUGUAGUAUAUAGACUAUUACUGAUCUGGUGACCACAGAGAGAAGUAAACAUCAAACCUCCUGUAGUAUAUAGACUAUUACUGAUCUGGUGACCACAGAGAGGAGAAGUAAACAUCACACCUCCUGUAGUAUAUAGACUAUUACUAAUCUGGUGACCACAGAGAGAAGUAAACAUCAAACCUCCUGUAGUAUAUAGACUAUUACUGAUCUGGUGACCACAGAGAGGAGAAGUAAACAUCACACCUCCUGUAGUAUAUAGACUAUUACAGAUCUGGUGACCACAGAGAGGAGAAGUAAACAUCACACCUCCUGUAGUAUAUAGACUAUUACUGAUCUGGUGACCACAGAGAGGAGAAGUAAACAUCACACCUCCUGUAGUAUAUAGACUAUUACUGAUCUGGUGACCACAGAGAGAAGUAAACAUCACACCUCCUGUAGUAUAUAGACUAUUACUGAUCUGGUGACCAUAGAGAGAAGUAAACAUCACACCUCCUGUAGUAUAUAGACUGUUACUGGUCUGGUGACCACAGAGAGAAGUAAACAUCACACCUCCUGUAGUAUAUAGACUGUUACUGAUCUGGUGACCACAGAGAGAAGUAAACAUCACACCUCCUGUAGUAUAUAGACUAUUACUGAUCUGGUGACCACAGAGAGAGGUAAACAUCACACCUCCUGUAGUAUAUAGACUAUUACUGAUCUGGUGACCACAGAGAGAAGUAAACAUCAAACCCCCUGUAGUAUAUAGACUAUUACUGAUCUGGUGACCACAGAGAGAAGUAAACAUCAAACCCCCUGUAGUAUAUAGACUAUUACUGAUCUGGUGACCACAGAGAGAAGUAAACAUCACACCUCCUGUAGUAUAUAGACUGUUACUGAUCUGGUGACCACAGAGAGGAGAAGUAAACAUCACACCUCCUGUAGUAUAUAUACUGUUACUGAUCUGGUGACCACAGAGAGGAGAAGUAAACAUCACACCUCCUGUAGUAUAUAGACUGUUACUGAUCUGGUGACCACAGAGAGAAGUAAACAUCAAACCCCCUGUAGUAUAUAGACUAUUACUGAUCUGGUGACCACAGAGAGAAGUAAACAUCAAACCCCCUGUAGUAUAUAGACUAUUACUGAUCUGGUGACCACAGAGAGAAGUAAACAUCACAUCUCCUGUAGUAUAUAGACUAUUACUGAUCUGGUGACCACAGAGAGGAGAAGUAAACAUCACACCUCCUGUAGUAUAUAGACUGUUACUGAUCUGGUGACCACAGAGAGGAGAAGUAAACAUCACACCUCCUGUAGUAUAUAGACUAUUACUGAUCUGGUGACCACAGAGAGGAGAAGUAAACAUCACACCUCCUGUAGUAUAUAGACUAUUACUGAUCUGGUGACCACAGAGAGAAGUAAACAUCAAACCCCCUGUAGUAUAUAGACUAUUACUGAUCUGGUGACCACAGAGAGAAGUAAACAUCACACCUCCUGUAGUAUAUAGACUGUUACUGAUCUGGUGACCACAGAGAGAAGUAAACAUCACACCUCCUGUAGUAUAUAGACUAUUACUGAUCUGGUGACCACAGAGAGAAGUAAACAUCACACCUCCUGUAGUAUAUAGACUAUUACUGAUCUGGUUACCACAGAGAGGAGAAGUAAACAUCACACCUCCUGUAGUAUAUAGACUGUUACUGAUCUGGUGACCACAGAGAGGAGAAGUAAACAUCACACCUCCUGUAGUAUAUAGACUAUUACUGAUCUAGUGACCACAGAGAGGAGAAGUAAACAUCACACCUCCUGUAGUAUAUAGACUGUUACUGAUCUGGUGACCACAGAGAGGAGAAGUAAACAUCACACCUCCUGUAGUAUAUAGACUAUUACUGAUCUGGUGACCACAGAGAGAAGUAAACAUCACACCCCCUGUAGUAUAUAGACUGUUACUGAUCUGGUGACCACAGAGAGAAGUAAACAUCACACCUCCUGUAGUAUAUAGACUGUUACUGAUCUGGUGACCACAGAGAGGAGAAGUAAACAUCACACCUCCUGUAGUAUAUAGACUAUUACUGAUCUGGUGACCACAGAGAGAAGUAAACAUCACACCUCCUGUAGUAUAUAGACUAUUACUGAUCUGGUGACCACAGAGAGAAGUAAACAUCACACCUCCUGUAGUAUAUAGACUAUUACUGAUCUGGUGACCACAGAGAGAAGUAAACAUCACACCUCCUGUAGUAUAUAGACUAUUACUGAUCUGGUGACCACAGAGAGAAGUAAACAUCAAACCUCCUGUAGUAUAUAGACUAUUACUGAUCUAGUGACCACAGAGAGAAGUAAACAUCACACCUCCUGUAGUAUAUAGACUAUUACUGAUCUGGUGACCACAGAGAGAAGUAAACAUCACACCUCCUGUAGUAUAUAGACUAUUACUGAUCUGGUGACCACAGAGAGGAGAAGUAAACAUCACACCUCCUGUAGUAUAUAGACUGUUACUGAUCUGGUGACCACAGAGAGGAGAAGUAAACAUCACACCUCCUGUAGUAUAUAGACUAUUACUGAUCUAGUGACCACAGAGAGGAGAAGUAAACAUCACACCUCCUGUAGUAUAUAGACUGUUACUGAUCUGGUGACCACAGAGAGGAGAAGUAAACAUCACACCUCCUGUAGUAUAUAGACUAUUACUGAUCUGGUGACCACAGAGAGAAGUAAACAUCACACCUCCUGUAGUAUAUAGACUGUUACUGAUCUGGUGACCACAGAGAGAAGUAAACAUCACACCUCCUGUAGUAUAUAGACUAUUACUGAUCUGGUGACCACAGAGAGAAGUAAACAUCACACCUCCUGUAGUAUAUAGACUAUUACUGAUCUGGUGACCACAGAGAGGAGUAAACAUCACACCUCCUGUAGUAUAUAGACUAUUACUGAUCUGGUGACCACAGAGAGAAGUAAACAUCACACCUCCUGUAGUAUAUAGACUAUUACUGGUCUGGUGACCACAGAGAGAAGUAAACAUCACACCUCCUGUAGUAUAUAGACUAUUACUGAUCUGGUGACCACAGAGAGAAGUAAACAUCACACCUCCUGUAGUAUAUAGACUAUUACUGAUCUGGUGACCACAGAGAGGAGUAAACAUCACACCUCCUGUAGUAUAUAGACUAUUACUGAUCUGGUGACCACAGAGAGAAGUAAACAUCACACCUCCUGUAGUAUAUAGACUAUUACUGAUCUGGUGACCACAGAGAGAAGUAAACAUCACACCUCCUGUAGUAUAUAGACUAUUACUGAUCUGGUGACCACAGAGAGGAGAAGUAAACAUCACACCUCCUGUAGUAUAUAGACUAUUACUGGUCUGGUGACCACAGAGAGAAGUAAACAUCACACCUCCUGUAGUAUAUAGACUAUUACUGGUCUGGUGACCACAGAGAGAAGUAAACCUCACACCUCCUGUAGUAUAUAGACUGUUACUGAUCUGGUGACCACAGAGAGGAGUAAACAUCACACCUCCUGUAGUAUAUAGACUGUUACUGAUCUGGUGACCACAGAGAGGAGAAGUAAACCUCACACCUCCUGUAGUAUAUAGACUAUUACUGAUCUGGUGACCACAGAGAGAAGUAAACAUCACACCUCCUGUAGUAUAUAGACUAUUACUGAUCUGGUGACCACAGAGAGAAGUAAACAUCACACCUCCUGUAGUAUAUAGACUAUUACUGAUCUGGUGACCACAGAGAGGAGAAGUAAACAUCACACCUCCUGUAGUAUAUAGACUAUUACUGGUCUGGUGACCACAGAGAGAAGUAAACCUCACACCUCCUGUAGUAUAUAGACUGUUACUGAUCUGGUGACCACAGAGAGGAGUAAACAUCACACCUCCUGUAGUAUAUAGACUGUUACUGAUCUGGUGACCACAGAGAGGAGAAGUAAACCUCACACCUCCUGUAGUAUAUAGACUAUUACUGAUCUGGUGACCACAGAGAGAAGUAAACAUCACACCUCCUGUAGUAUAUAGACUAAUACUGAUCUGGUGACCACAGAGAGGAGAAAUGUCCUUUAAAUGUUACAUUUGUGUCACAUCCAGAUUUUCUCAGCCCUGGUCACCCAUCGAGGUUACAGAACAUAGGUUUGAUUUGAUUGUAGGAGAAUUCUGAAGCUUACAAUGACCUUUUACAAAACUAAAUAGUGCAGACAGCUGAGCAUAACUUCACCACAUGACUCCUGUAAAACAGUUUCAUUUAUUACACAAAAAGGAAAGCUCUGCAGCAGAAUUGCACACAAGUUCCCAAUGCCCUUGGUCAUAACAAGAUAUAAUGUAACAGGACUAGUUUAUGCUUUUAUACCAGCUUAUUAACACUUGCAGCUCUGAUCAUGUGACUAGCAAUAGGUUUUGAUAUAUUUGCCCUCUUCUGGUAAUAAAGUUUAUUUUUGCCACAAGUUAGAAAUGUUUCCUAAGAGAUAGAGGCUGUAAAUAUGUACAUUUGACUUGUAAAGAAUAUGUAUGUUAUCUUGUAUAGAAAAAAUAAUUUAACUAUUGAGAGGAUGGGAAAAGAUUAUAGAAGUUGGAGAACAAAAUGUUUCUGAAGUUAAUUUUAAUGAAGGAAUUUCCGUUAGGGCUUCAAUGGAAGAGCAGAGCACAAUAGAAUAUCACUGUUCACUAUUUUAUUAAUGUUUUAACUUUGUUUUUAAGCCACAGUAUUUAGUUUGCUACAAACUGGUUCAUUCACAGGUUUGCGACUAUUGUUAAGACAUCAUACUUCACUUCACGAGUUGCAUUGUGUGUUCCUAUUGCAGUGCAUUAUAUUUUGAGUCAUAAUAAAUAGAGCAUUGAUAUCG
Messenger RNA from Bombina bombina (fire-bellied toad), 15772 nucleotides. It is a transcript of the gene SORBS1, whose product is annotated as sorbin and SH3 domain containing 1. The record is from RefSeq and is a predicted model, not a curated record. Gene Ontology annotation, cellular component: cell-substrate junction; nucleus; cytoplasm. NCBI's taxonomy places the organism in Eukaryota, Metazoa, Chordata, Amphibia, Anura, Bombinatoridae. Gene Ontology annotation, molecular function: protein binding. Gene Ontology annotation, biological process: cell-substrate adhesion.